GUAGGCAGCGGCUUAGCUCUGCCCCUGGCAUCGCUGAAGUCCAUGGCCGACGGUUACCACUCACCAUCAGGUGGGCCGUGCGCUCGUCUGCCUACAAUGGCAAUUAAAAAAAAAGAGUAUAGUUGUAAGUUUUCUAACUGUAAAUUGGUUUAAUAAGUGCAUUUCAUUAUUUUUAUUUGACGAUCUCGGACGUUUCGAAUAGACGUGUGCUUGAUUACAGACUAGAAAACCGGUCACCGUCCUCGGUAAACUAACCCAUAGACACAGCCCACUGAGUUUCUAGCCGGAUCUUCUCAGUGGUUCGCGAUUCCGAUCCGUAGCGAUUCAGCGAAGCACUGCUCUUGCUAGGGACGAUGAUGUUAGCAAAGUAUCCCAGGCUGAGCCCAGUGAGCUCGCCUACACGUUCGAUUAAAAUCAAAGACUAAUUACACAAUCACAUAAACAUUUGCCACUACAUCUAUUAUAAUUCUUUGUCUCAUUAAAAUAUAGUUUUUGUUUUUUUUUCCGGACUGUUACAAACGAGUCUAACAACACUGCACAAACAAACUGUAUUGUCUAUUUUCUCUUCACUGUUAUUCGAACGACGUCAAUACGUGGGUAAUUUAGCAACUUAUAUUUAUGUAAAUCAUUUUGAUGCCAUAUUAAAAAUAAAAAUCUAAAAGUAACUUAACAAAUUAACGUUAAACGUUUAGUAAAAAUGUUAUCUCUAAAUUAUUUCCAUUCCCUCAUUCAUGUAUACUAACAAUAACGCGAUUUAUAAUAUUUAAC
Molecule: messenger RNA, 768 nt
Organism: Bombyx mori (domestic silkworm)
Lineage: Eukaryota; Metazoa; Arthropoda; Insecta; Lepidoptera; Bombycidae
Product: proteasome 26S non-ATPase subunit 9
Source: RefSeq, marked provisional